CGGUUGCGCCUGCGCACAAGGAGCGGCCGCGACCUGCCCGGCUGAGCCCGCCGUGUCCCGUGUGUCCCCUCGGCCGUGUCCGUGUGUCCCUCCGUCCUCGCCAUGUUCACCUGUGCAAAGUUCGUCUCCUCCGCUCCUGCGCUUGUGAGGAGGAGCCCGCGGCUGCUGGGCCAGCACCUGUCGGUGCUGAGUGGCCCCGAGGCGCGGCCGGAGCAGGUGUGCCCGGGAGCCCCCCGGGCCCUGCGGACCAGCGCUGCCCACCGGGACAUCGACACGGCCGCCAAGUUCAUCGGGGCCGGCGCCGCCACCGUGGGGGUGGCCGGGUCGGGGGCGGGGAUCGGUACCGUGUUCGGGAGCCUCAUCAUCGGCUACGCCAGGAACCCCUCCCUCAAGCAGCAGCUCUUCUCCUACGCCAUCCUGGGCUUCGCCCUCUCCGAGGCCAUGGGGCUCUUCUGCCUCAUGGUGGCCUUCCUCAUCCUCUUCGCCAUGUGACACCGCACGGGCCGGGGACAGCGACGGGGCCACCGGGGGCCGGGAAUAAAGACGGUUUGGUGACAGUCUGA
This is a messenger RNA of Sturnus vulgaris (Common starling), 563 nucleotides long. The record is from RefSeq and is a predicted model, not a curated record. NCBI's taxonomy places the organism in Eukaryota, Metazoa, Chordata, Aves, Passeriformes, Sturnidae.